This is a messenger RNA of Metopolophium dirhodum (rose-grain aphid), 819 nucleotides long. RefSeq lists its product as uncharacterized. Lineage: Eukaryota; Metazoa; Arthropoda; Insecta; Hemiptera; Aphididae. The record is from RefSeq and is a predicted model, not a curated record. The transcript is spliced from 2 exons. Bases 1 to 819 code for a protein of 272 amino acids.
AUGGAUUUGAACGAAAUUGUUACGUUCUCAUAUUUGACGUACUUGUACUUAAACCAGCAGCAAAGAAGACAAUUUUGGGUUCACCCUAUAAAUUCUGAACGUCAAUCACACGGCCAUUAUUUUCAAUUGUACAAUCAACUUCGAAAAUACAAUGUUAAGUUUUUUAAUUACUUUCGCAUGUCGAUAAGUUCAUUUGAUGAGUUGUUAUCGUACAUAAAAAAUGAUAUAAAACGGCAAGAUACAAAUAUGAGAAUAGCUAUUCAACCAGAGGAAAAAUUAGUGAUAAUUUUAAGGUAUCUGGCUACAGGUUGUAGUUUAAAAGAACUGCAUUACAAUUUUAGGAUUGGGGAAAAUACUGCUAGUGAAAUAGUUAGAACAGUAUGCAAAAGUAUUUGGUGUAUCUUGAAAGAAAAAUGUAUUCCUAUCCCUGAUAAAAAUACAUGGAUUACAAUUGCAGAAGAAUUUAAAAUCCGAGCAAAUUUUCCUAAUUGUAUAGGAGCGGUCGAUGGAAAACACAUUCGCGUAGUGAAACCAGAACGAAGUGGAUCUUUGUAUAUGAAUUACAAACAUUUUUUUUCUAUAGGACUACUUGCCAUUGCCGAUACAAAUUACAGAUUUAUUUACGUAGACAUAGGCUCGUUUGGAAAAGACUCAGAUUCUACAAUUUUUAGAAAUUCGUUACUUUGGGACAAAUUGGAAAAAAAUUGUCUUAACAUUCCCGCACCAACACCAAAUAAUACAUUUCCUGGAGUAGACAUCACGCUACCUUAUGCUUUUGUUGGUGAUGAAGCAUUUGGAUUAGAUAAACAUUUGCUUUGA